Owenia fusiformis is the source of this 1401-nucleotide messenger RNA. NCBI's taxonomy places the organism in Eukaryota, Metazoa, Annelida, Polychaeta, Sabellida, Oweniidae. The record is from the annotation of a GenBank genome assembly.
UUGACCUGUUUCCAGGUUUAUUAAAAGUAAACAAUGUAAUGAUACUUUCCUGAAGAAAGCAAGGAAAUACAGAAAUGCCCUCAUACUUAAUUUUGUACCAGAAAAUAACAUGUGCAGAUACAACACAAGUGAAGAUGAACUCAUUUUAUCAUUCCAUUUAAUUAAGAAAGCUUGAGCAGGAAACAUAUUACAAUGGCAAAUGGUGAAGGAUUUCCAACACAGUAUGACCAAAUAGGAUAUGUCCAUCCACCGCAGAUGAAUGAACGUGUGGCAGAGGACUUGGUAACAAUCUUAUAUGGAAUGGAGGUAACUUCUAUCACACCAUUGGUCAGUUACAGUGAUAAGAACUACUAUGUGACAGUGAAGGAUGUCAACAACAACCCUAAUGUUGAAACUCUUUGGCCACAUGGAUACACGUUAAAGAUCACAAACUCGAUAGAUUCUCAAACAAAUCAUACAGCUGCAGAGCAUUUAUUCCAAGGUCUGUUAGCUGAUCAUGGUAUUCCUUGUCCUAGACCUGUGCUCAACACCCAUGGCGAUGACCAGUCAAUGGAGACCAUCUACACACCAACGUCCCAGCAGGAAGGAUGGGUCAGCAAUGCAGAAGAUAAUAGAGACAGGAUGUAUGGAAGACACGUGGUGCGCCUGUUAACAUACAUUCCAGGAAAGACACUAAACAGUGUUCCACACACAGCACACUUGUUCCAUAGUGCUGGCAAGAUGAUGGGGAACGUGCAUAAAAUUCUCAAGGAAAGCAACUUUGAACAUCCAGCUUAUGAAGACUAUCAGACAAUGUGGAACAUGACCAGUGUACCUAAACUAGCCGAUCUUCUUCAUGUACUCUCAACACCUGAUGACAACAAACUAAUACAAGAUAUCAUUGAGCAGUUUCAAAAACAAGUAGUGACUAACUAUGAGAAAAUGAGAAAAGGAAUAAUCCAUGGAGAUUUCACCGACUACAAUCUCCUUGUGAAGUCAACAGGACAAUCAAGUGAGAGCACGGACCUGCAAUCACAUGAACUCUACGAAGUGUUUGGAGUGUUGGACUUUGGCGACUCAUGCAGCUCCUACUAUGUCUUUGAUGUAGCAAUUGGAAUUUGUUACCUUAUGUUGGAGAGCAGCAUUGUUGACCCAUUACAUGUAGGAGGCCAUUUUCUGGCUGGAUAUGAAUCCGAAUUUGAAAUAAACAAGACUGAGUUUGAAGUCUUGAGGGUUUGUGUGGCAGCUCGGUUUGCGCAAAGUUUGGUCUUGGGCCUUUCUUACUCCAAACGUGAUCCAGGGAAUACGUACUUAUUGACUGGACAGAAGAAUGGAUGGAUAGUAUUGAAAAAGCUGUGGAAUUGUCCUUCUACCUCGUUGUAUGCAACAUGGCAAGAUAUUACAAAAUCCUACCAGAACUAA